GAGAAAAAAAAAAAAAGUAAUUGUUUGUGCUCUUUUUGACUGAUCAAUGAGAAUAUCUGCGAUAUGUAUCCUGAUUGCCGAUAUCAUAUACUAUUGUAAGUCUGUUGUAGCUGCUUCAUCCAGUCACAUUGUUGUAAUCGGUUCCGUGACGACAUGCCGACGGUCCUAUGAGCAUAUAACCGAACUAUAUAAUUACGCAGAGAGAAAUUCAGAGCUUCAUGGCUUUUUUUUCAAAAAUACUCCAGCAGCUCACUGUCUGAAAGAAGGAGCAUACUAUAAAGCAUUAUACUUUGGUCCUACUCACAAUGCUAAUCCAAAGACCAAAUUUGGAUGUUCAGUUCCAACUGGAGCAUGGGUCUGCCGAUUUCAGUGUCGGAGAUGACAUUAAGGGAACGGCUUUCAUUAUCCCACGAAAGAGUAUCUCUCCACAUCAGCUGAGCAUUUAUCUUGAAGCCGCUCAUGCUCAAAUCAUCAACAGACUCAGGACUACUGCAAGGAGGUUUGAGACACGAGAUAUCAUUCGGGUUCACGGUUCCUCCAAGGAUAAGAGGUUCGGUGUGCCAGCAAUUUUGUCACCAUCAGCAGGUCCAGGAAGAGCAUUCUCUCCUUCCUCCGAGCAUAGGGCAAGACGAUAUGACGCCCAGCGAGAUAUCGGUCGAAUACAACAUAAAGCUCAGCUUGACGAGGGGUAUCAACCGAGACGGGAUGCCAGCAGUAGCUGA
Aspergillus neoniger CBS 115656 is the source of this 722-nucleotide messenger RNA. RefSeq lists its product as uncharacterized. The record is from RefSeq and is a predicted model, not a curated record. The transcript has 2 exons. NCBI's taxonomy places the organism in Eukaryota, Fungi, Ascomycota, Eurotiomycetes, Eurotiales, Aspergillaceae. Bases 306 to 722 code for a protein of 138 amino acids.